GUCGUUCGAAAGGAACGUUUCAGUCUUCGGUUGGCGAUUCACGCGUGUGGUUUGGAAAUUUCCCCCAAAUAAAACAGGAGCAGUUCAGUCCCUGGCAUAGUGAUCUUGAGCAAAUUGGAUUAAUUAGUAGAGCAGGGAUUUUCGGAUUCAGCUAUUUUCCAGCAAACCAGCUCAAAAGUGUGUCGUCUCGCCGUUUCUGCAUCGCAUCGGAUUAACAGUGUUCCUGGAAAAUGAUCUCAACAAUUCGCAAAAUCUUGGUGCGAUGAUAUUUCACGAGCCAAAUAUAGAGGAUUAUUUAAGCACCUAACCGAAUACUGCCACCUAACGAUGGAUGUCGCCGACCCGAACGCCGUCCCACAGGACUUUCCCGAACCGACGGCUUCCGAUGCGUACCUGAUCCCUACACUCGGAUUGCACCAGGGAACGUUCGUGUUUUCCUACCUGUCGGCCUUCCUGUCGUACAUCACUCCCUACGAUCUGCCAGUAGUUUACUGCAUUUUAGAGCUGCUGCGGGAUGCCUUCCAUACCCGGGUUUCGUUUUUGCAGCUGAUUAUGGAGGCUCUCAAGGUGGAAUCGGGCUAUAUCUGCCUGAUAGCCAUAUUUUUCCUCGUUGCACUGAUUCCGCUAUGCUACACGAUAGCGUGGGGUUGCUCAAAGACUUUGGAUGAAGAUAUUAAUCCUGGUCCCACGGUGGAUGCUGUGAUUCAGGCGGAGGAGCUUUCGCUGGAGGAAUCACUGCAGUGUAGGAGGAGCUGCUUGGGACUUACGCUGCAAAUCAUCAUACUACUGCUGAUAGCAGCAGUAAUUGCAAUGUUUGUGACAAACGAGCAGAUUGCAUCGGCUGUUGAUCAAACACCUCAUGUGGUACGGUCUUCUCUGAUGGACGUGGAGACAUUUCUCAAAGACACGGAACAGCAGAUUUCCUAUGUGAUCUACGAGGGGUUGGGGACAGCUCUGGAUCGGAUACGAAGUGAUCUAAGCGAAAUAGACAAGUUGCUGGGAGAACCCAUCCAGCAUCAUCUUUCGCUGUUUACGGGGAUUGAGAUAAUAUUUGAAUCGAUUAUGGACAUAAGUACAAGUAGCAACAACUUGUCGAGGAGACUAUUUCUGCUUCAGGAAACUCUAGCGAGAGCUGCGAAAAUAUCUUACGAAGCGGAAUAUCGGUUAGACGAGCUUCAAAUUCAGCUUUCUGUACUUCAGAGACAGUGCAGCUAUCGGGAUAGACCACUUUGUGAUACGUUGAAGAUCAAAACCUUCGAAGAGUCUGGUUUAAUAGAAAAGCUUAGGAAACUGCAAGGUGAUCCUGUUCUAGCUAAGAUGAUGUCCAUGGGUGAAGCGGGUAAAAAUAGUACGAUGAAGCUGUUAACGCAUGAACUAACUGUCGCUCGAGCAGUGUUCCGGAACUUCCAAACCGACCUGAAGAAUUCAACACUAUCAUCGAGGGAUCGUAUCCUUCUCAACUUGGAAGAUAUCACCAAUGUAACGUAUUCGUCGACUGGGGCUUUGUCAAGCACAAUCAACAACUUGAUCCAACAGGUUUCCAAAACAGCAAACUUCUCUGAUUCGUUUUUCGACUACUACCGGGAGAUUGGAGCUAUCCAAUGGUUGACAGGCUUAUCUGCAACUGUUUGUACCUUGAUGGUAACCUUUAUCCUUCUUGGAGCACUGAGUUGUGGAUGUUGUCACGCUGAUAAUAAAGCAGGAAUUACUCUGGUGUUUGGAUCGAUAGUGAUAUGCAUGGCAAGUUUGGUCCUAUCUUGCUUUGCUAUGGUCGAAAUGCUGAUGGGAGCACAUGGACAUGUUUUCAUGUGCCAUCCACUGUACGAUAUACCGAAUUAUACAGUACUAGGAAAACUAAUCGAUAAACCUGGGCUUAUCUACCCAGUUGAACCACGGAAUGGAAUUAUAGAUGAACUUCUCAAAGGAACAGAUCCCAAUAGCACAUUUACAGUGAACGUUCCUCUGGCAGCUGCCCUCAACGAAUGUGAACGUGGCAAAGGAGCGUAUUCCACCUUCCAGCUCGAAGGACUCAUCAACGUUUCUUCCAUCAUGGACUAUCACAACUAUCCAAGGUUGGAUCAAGCGAUCGAAGAAAUGGUAGCAACCGAAUCGCCCUUCAUGGGUUUCACCGCUCAGAUACAAGCUAUCCUAGAAGACAUGCUCACUGACUCCGACAUCAACCUAUCGAUCUUCCGGAUGGAUCUCACCCAACUUUCUCCAGAAAAGGACGCACUCACCUUCAUCGAUCAGCUGCAACGAGUGUCAGCCCAAAUCCAAGAUGUUGCCACCUCUUCUAGAAUGACAACCCUAGGAAGCAGAGCCAAACGUCUCCAGGUAUCACUUCUACAUCCUCUAGAACAACUCAGAGGCGAUAUCGUCUAUCAUCUAACCGCCCUAGAACUCCAGAUAUCUCCCUGGGCAAUGCAGGUCAACAAAAGUCUGAACCACCUCAGAAACGCCCAGUCCUAUUUCGAUACGGAAGCAGCCGAAGUCUGCCACAAUAAAAGUGACCAGUUCAAAGGUCGCCUCAAGGGACACUUCGAGGCCUACAGGAACCACACCAGUUGGAUUCUGACCGACAAAUGUGCCAGCUGUAGGCCACUGUUCGAUAUUUUCGAUGCAAUGCGAAUGUUGUUCUGUCAUCACAUCAUGGAUCCAAUGAAUGGACUGUGGUUUUCGGCGUUCCUUUGCCUAUUCCUGUGGUCCAUCGCGACCCCAGUUUCGCUGAUGAUGGCCACGACCUAUCGGAGGUUAGAUAUGCUGGCCGGGAAGCUGCAGCAUACCAAUAGCAACUAUUAUAGCCCCGGUUCAACGCGAUCGGAUCCUCGAGAUCACCGUCCUCAACACCAUCAACAGCAUCAUCAACAGCAUCAUCAACUGCAGCAUCACGAAUCUGCAAGCCAUUGGUCAACUCAAAGAACUGCCUCUGGCAUCAGCCCUGUCAGUGUACUGCCGGAAAUUGACAGGUCCAACUGGUGAUUGACAAACCCGGUUGGGACCUGUGUAGCGUAAUACUUAUCAUGAUCUCUUCGUAGUCAUACGUUCUAUGAUAAUUUAUAAUGUUCUGUUUUGUUGAAAGUCCCCAGUGAAUUAUUUUCUUUCUGUUUUGCUUUGUUUUUGCUUUUUUUUCUGUUGAAUUGCAACGUCAAAACGACAGAUCUCUAUCGGUGCACAUUGCUGCGGUCAAGGAAAGCUGCACCGAUGACGAGGUCAUUCUGGACGAUACCAAUGCCUAUCACGAUGGAGAAGUUGUCAUCGAAUACAUUGAACUGUCGGCUGAUGUUGAUGAUCCUAGUAUUU
This is a messenger RNA of Uranotaenia lowii, 3300 nucleotides long. RefSeq names its product prominin-1 (gene prom). The transcript is spliced from 8 exons. Gene Ontology annotation, cellular component: membrane. The coding region runs from base 328 to 2979 and encodes 883 amino acids. The record is from RefSeq and is a predicted model, not a curated record. NCBI's taxonomy places the organism in Eukaryota, Metazoa, Arthropoda, Insecta, Diptera, Culicidae.